This is a messenger RNA of Amphiprion ocellaris (clown anemonefish), 1821 nucleotides long. It is a transcript of the gene ndufaf5, whose product is annotated as NADH:ubiquinone oxidoreductase complex assembly factor 5. Bases 54 to 1076 code for a protein of 340 amino acids. The transcript has 11 exons. Gene Ontology annotation, biological process: mitochondrial respiratory chain complex I assembly. The record is from RefSeq and is a predicted model, not a curated record. Gene Ontology annotation, cellular component: mitochondrion. Gene Ontology annotation, molecular function: S-adenosylmethionine-dependent methyltransferase activity. NCBI's taxonomy places the organism in Eukaryota, Metazoa, Chordata, Actinopteri, Pomacentridae.
UUCCGGCGGAAGUCAGUAACAGGAAGCACCGCGUCUCCGUGUUUGUCUGCGGAAUGAGCGGCUCGGUGACGGUCAGAGUACUGCGGAGGCUGCAGGGGCUCCGGACCGGUCCUGUCAGGGGACCGGCGGGGCUCCGGGCCGUACCGGGCCGGUUCCUGUCCAGCGGCGGCGCCAUGAACGUGUUCAACCGUGACAUGAAGAAGAGACAGAAGCAGCGGGUCGCGGCCCUGAAGGACGGACACCAGUACGACUACCUGAGGAACGAGGUCGGCAGUCGAGUGGCGGAUCGAGUUUACGACAUUGCCAGGACAUUUCCGUUGGCGUUGGACAUCGGAGGUGGAAAAAGUCACAUCGCAGAACAUUUAAACAAGGACGUGGUCCAGAGUUUGGUUCUAACUGACGUCUCCCAGCAGAAUCUGAAACAGUGUCGACAGACUGAGAUCCCGACUCGGUGUAUCGUGGUUGACGAGGAGUUUCUGCCGUUUAAGGAAAACACCUUUGACCUGGUGCUGAGCAGCCUCAGCCUUCACUGGAUCAACGACCUGCCCGGAGCUAUCAGACAGAUCCAACAGGUGCUGAAGCCGGAUGGCGUGUUCAUCGGGGCGAUGGUGGGCGGAGAGACGCUGUACGAGCUCAGAUGUUCCCUCCAGCUGGCCGAGAGCGAGAGAGAAGGAGGAUUCUCUGCUCACAUUUCACCGUUCACCGCUGUCACCGACCUGGGAAACCUGCUGGGAGGAGCUGGAUUCAGCAUGCUGACCGUGGAUGUCGAUGAGGUUCAGGUUCACUAUCCAGGAAUGAUGGAAGUCAUGACUGAUCUCCAAGGGAUGGGAGAGAGUAACUGUGCCUGGAACAGAAGGUCGCUGCUGCACAGAGACACCAUGUUAGCUGCUGCUGCUGUUUAUAGAGAGAUGUACGGGAACCAGGACGGCUCAGUUCCUGCCACCUUCGAGAUCCUCUACAUGAUUGGCUGGAAGCCUCACGAGUCUCAGGCCAAACCAGCGAAGCGAGGCUCAGCCACGGCGUCAUUUGGAGAUUUAUCGAAGAUCAGCCGACCGACCAAUGCAGGCCGGUCAUAGAGCCACGCUGUACAAAGGACAUUUAUUCAAUCCUGUUUCAAAGCAGGAAGCUGGAAUCAUCGACUGUUAGACUGAAAGAUUAAAACUCUUUCACCCAGGAAAUGAGACUGAAAACUGAUUACACGAGGACCUUUAUGGAGACAGUUAUUCAAGAUGAGUUAAAAAUUGCCCCAGUUGACUCCAAAUUUUAGGAUCUCCAUCGUGGAGGUCGGAACAAAUCCGACAUCAUGAAGCAACUUUUCCUCUCUACUCUGCUCCUCGGCUGUAGAUGUUUCACCAUGCUGGAUGGAUCUCCAACAAUGAGCUCUGUUCACUGUUUUUGAGCCAUGCUGUGUUUAUUUUAUUGGUUUUCCUCUCAGUCUCUCUGGGGAAACACUGCCUGCAGUUCAGCCUGAAAACUCCAGAUAUUUUCCACUUUAUUUAUUUAUCUAUAUAUCAAUCUGUCAAUAAAUCAAUCAGAAUUUGGUGCGAAUUGUGUGUUUUUGCAGACUUUACACAUGAGACAAGUGAUUUUGGUCACAGCCGAGUCGGCCCUGGAGAAUCAGAACCAUAAGGAAGAAGGUUAUUAUCAUUAUUGAAUACAUUUGAGCCAUUUUGAAUAAUAGUUAAAAAGUUUUUUUUUUAUAUUGGAUACUUUUUUUGUCAAUGUAGACACUUUUUGAGUCGUUUUGGACAAGUUACAAGAAAUUUGGGUUGUUUAUAAUAAUAUUAACCUGGCUAAUAAAUAAAACAGUGAAGCUGCUGC